Trifolium pratense (red clover) is the source of this 727-nucleotide messenger RNA. Its product is annotated as probable prefoldin subunit 4. Gene Ontology annotation, cellular component: cytoplasm; prefoldin complex. Gene Ontology annotation, biological process: protein folding. Lineage: Eukaryota; Viridiplantae; Streptophyta; Magnoliopsida; Fabales; Fabaceae. The transcript is spliced from 3 exons. The coding region runs from base 164 to 544 and encodes 126 amino acids. The record is from RefSeq and is a predicted model, not a curated record.
CGUUGAUUCUCAUCAAGGUUCUGGUCAAUACUACGUCGUUCUCGUUUGCGCAAUCACUGUAGAACCUGAAAAAUACAUCCUCGUGUGAAAAUUGAUCAAGCUGGUGUAUUGAUUUCAGUGUUGUGAUACAAAACUCUAACACUGAAUUUGAAUUAACAACAAGAUGCAGCAGGGAGGAGGAUCCGAGACCGAAGUUACAUGGGAGGAUCAGCAGAAUAUCAACAAAUUUGGAAGGUUGAAUAAUCGCUUACACGAGCUACAUGAUGAGAUCAAAAUCGCUAAGGAAGCUAAUGAUAAUUUGGAGGAUGCGAGCAAUGAGUUGAUUCUCACAGAUGAAGAAGUUGUUCGGUUUCAAAUAGGGGAGGUUUUUGCUCAUGUGCCUAAGGAUGAAGUUGAGAGCAGGAUAGAACAGUUGCAAGAAGCGACAAGCCAGAAAUUGGAAAAGCUUGAGGAGGAGAAACAAUCUGUGGUUGCUCAGAUGUCUGAACUGAAGAAAAUUUUGUAUGGGAAGUUCGGAGAAUCGAUUAAUCUUGAGGAGGAUUAGUAACUUUGUUUAUAGAUUUCUAGGGUUUUUGUGUUGUUAAUGACCUCAUAGACCUUUGGCUUUUUUGAGUCACACUGUCUCUUUAAAUUGUAGACUGUGUCUUGCUUAAACCUCUUUCAACUGUUUGCCAAUGUUUAUGCCUUUUUGGUUCAUUCUAUGUGAGAUUUUUACUGUUUUAUUAUA